UCAGUGUGCCCUAAUGAUCAGUGUAGCCCCAGCAGUGCCACCUGUCAAAGUCCAUCAGUGCCAGCUGUCAGUGCCACGUGCCAGUGCCUAUCAGUGCCACAUCAAUGCCACAUAUCAGUGCAUACCAGUGCACAUCAAUGCCACAUAUCAGUGCCCAUCUGAGCUGCCUUUCAGUGUAACCCGUCAGUGCCACCAAUCAGUGCCACCUAUCAGUGCUGCCAAUCAGUGCCAGUCAGUGCCGCCUGUCAGUGCCGCCUAUCAGUGUGCAUCAGUGCCACCUAUCAGUGCCAGUCAGUGCCGCCUAACAGUGCCAGUCAGUGCUGCCUAUCAAUGCCAAGCCUCGUAUAUCAUAUAUCAGUGCCAUGUAUCAGUGCUGCCUUUCAGUGCCCAUCAGUGAUGCCUGUCA
Staurois parvus is the source of this 406-nucleotide messenger RNA. The record is from the annotation of a GenBank genome assembly. NCBI's taxonomy places the organism in Eukaryota, Metazoa, Chordata, Amphibia, Anura, Ranidae.